AUGGUGGAGGCACUGGGAGGAUCUCGGCCAGGGGUUGACAGUCCCGCGACCAUUUUUCUCGAGGAGGAGGCGAUAGUGUAUGUGCAGUUCCUGCGGACCCACCACUUGGAUCUACCUCACACUCCUGGUUCGGAAAUGGAACCAACGCCAUAAAAUACAACAGAAAGAGAGCGCCAAUUAUCUGCAAUUUUUUUCGUGGGUUCGCCGUAGUUGUCGAGAUAUGGAGGAUUCAGUGGAGAAAAGUACCUUCGCUGGCGAUGGUAAUAGGUCCAUAACUCCUGAUCCAGAGCGAACCCACCGCUUUUGAAAGGCUUAUUAUUCGAAAGCUACUGGCGAGAGCUUUCGAACGCACAUUACAUUUGUUUGUCGCCCAAUUAUUUUGACAACCCUUUCAAAAAAAUCACCCCGCCCCAAAAAU
Ectocarpus sp. CCAP 1310/34 is the source of this 418-nucleotide messenger RNA. NCBI's taxonomy places the organism in Eukaryota, Phaeophyceae, Ectocarpales, Ectocarpaceae. The record is from the annotation of a GenBank genome assembly.